UCAUUUGAAAGUGUAAUUUGUCACCUUGUCGAAUUGUUUUAUUAUUUCCAAACGUUAGUAUUUUGAUAGCCGAAUGUCAAUGUCAAUUCUGUUGUCAAAAUUACAAGUCCGGUUCUGAGGUUAGAUAGAGUUGCCCCGAAAACGAAAACAUGUUUUUAAAAUUGUAUACAUCAAUGAAUGCAUAAAUUAUGUUCCCCCGUUGACAAUGAGGUGUAUGGUACUAUGUUAAACGGAGGCUCGCAAAAUACAGCUUGGCCCGAAUCAGACACACACAACGAGAACAUGUUCCGAUUACCGAGGCCACUAAGGCAUGGCGAUCUCAUAGAAAUAAAUGGAACACUUCAAGACAAUCCACAAAGGAUAAGACUCAAUCUAACUACAGGUUCAUAUAACCCUGACGUAAGAAAUAUUGCAUGUUGGGCAGAGGCAAACUUUGCUGAAGGACAUUUUCAUAUAAGCGGCAGCAUGAACGGACAACCAGACAAUAACCCUCCAAUGGGCGAUCCAGAUCUCUUAGGUCUAUUUCCAGCAGAUGGCAAAUUCAAUUUCACUGUAGCAGUAAAAGGCAAUGGAUUUUCAUCUAAUCUGGAUAUAUAUGUGUUUGAAGCAAGUAUGGGCACUAGAACAUUGAAAUUCAAUUUGAACGACAUCACAUUUUUGACUAUUGAUGGUGAUAUUAAUAAAAUAGAAGAUUUAAAGUUUACUUAUGCGUAAUUAUUUAUUAAUUAGUUAUUACAUAUGUGUAAGAUUUAAUUUAUUAUUAUUUAAUAAGUGCAUUUGGAAAAUGUUUCCUAAAUAGUACACACACGGUCUGUUAUUAUGAAACAGAAUUCCAUUUUUAUACAGUAUUAAUUUAAAUCUGUAAUAACAAGUAUUUUUAUUGUAAUUAUAAGAAUGUUUUGUUUAUUGUUAUUGUGAA
Messenger RNA from Bicyclus anynana (squinting bush brown), 919 nucleotides. RefSeq lists its product as uncharacterized. The record is from RefSeq and is a predicted model, not a curated record. The transcript has 4 exons. Bases 178 to 714 code for a protein of 178 amino acids. Lineage: Eukaryota; Metazoa; Arthropoda; Insecta; Lepidoptera; Nymphalidae. Gene Ontology annotation, molecular function: carbohydrate binding.